UACAGGAUCCUCAGUCCUGAAGAAAUAUCAACUGCAUAUAAGUUGUUUAUUAGUGUGUAAUUCAUUUCUAUGCUCUAUCAAUAUUGAUAACCGCAGCCUCUGAAGUACAUGACGAGACACUUGCCCCAUGAUAACGUCUGAGACCAGGAUUAACGGAAAGGUGUUAAACAGCUCCGGCUCAGAGUGAGGUGCAGGAAGUGGCUGUUUCCAAAUCAGAAAAACAAAUGCAAUUUCCUCUCUGGGUACAAGCUUCUCAGUUUCACCAGUUCAUAUUCAUAGACACCGACACUGGCACUGAAAUGUUGUGGUCUCUGACGCACACAUGUCACCGCACCAGUCGACAGGGAUCUGAUCACCUCUGACACAACUGCCCACUUCUCUCUUGUCGUCAGCAACAACACAAACAUGGCCGACACGGAUCUUACCCACAACUUACAGCGCCUUUGUUUCACAUGUGAAAGACGCCUCACCUUUAUGAGCAUCUAGCGAACUCAUAAAGACAGCUUUGAUCUGCUUUGUUCUAAAACUUUUAUGUGCUAAAGAUGAGGAGAUUCCCUCAGUCAGUCACAUUUCAGAAACGCUCCUAACAGAGGGAAAAUUCUGAGAGACUCACAGAGAUGAGGACAAGGAUGAAGACAGUGAAGACUCUGCUGUGUGGAAUGCUAAUGCUGGUGGGAGCGUCCAUCAGCCAUGCAUCUGAGGCGGGGGAAUCUACCACCAAACAUGCUGAAGGCCCUGGUGUUCUCACCACCACCGUCUGGAGUGACUUGAUCAUGAGGGGAAACAGCAGCAUCCGUGAGGAGGAGGUGGGCCCUGGGGUGACCAACAUAAGCCACACUCCUACCACUCAGAUGAGGAACCUCACCGCGCCAACCAGUCUUCCGACCACCACCCCGACUCUCACACUACCGAACAGCGACCACUUGGGUCCAAGCAUCCCAUGGACUCCUUCUCUGCCAAAAAGUCCGUCACCUGCUCCCAUUACUUCCUCCUCUGCUGCUGCUCCAACCUCAGCACACACCCAAAGCGCACCAUCUUCCACCACAGCAACCAGACGGCUUCUCCCUCUUGAAUUGUCCACCAAGAGCCAGGCGUCGACAUCGCAUGUCCCACACACCACAGACUCGCCACUAUCCACCAAUCCAGCGGGAGUGGUGAACCUCAAAAGUACCAAAGGGCCGCCCAUGGCCACCACGCCAUGUCCUACUGUGAUCAGUAAGGAAACGUCCAACCUGCCGACGCAAGUCAAAUCCUGCUCCUCCUACAACAUGGUGAAGCUCUGCCUCAUCACCAUCGCCUGCCUGGCCGGCCUGGCCACCACCUUCAUAGUGUCCACCAUUGUCCUUUGCAUCAAGCUUUCCAAGCGCAAGUACAAGUUAAAGAAAUUCAGCGAUGACACUGAGAUGAUGUGCAUCUCCUCCAUUCUGCCAGAGGUGAACAACGGCACCAAAAGAAAGCGAAGUCAUGUCUCCAACGGGGUCCUGGUGAUCCACACGGCGGGUGACAGCGAAGAAGACGACAUGGACGACAAUCUCACUCUCAGCAGCUUCCUCCCAGACAAUGACAAACAUGUUCAAACACAUAUUGUUUAGCACAGCAACGUACAGCUUUGAUGGACUGAAAAAUAAUUGUUUUAUUUUUGUAUAAUGACAUGACAUGACAUUUUGUUGUUGCUCAUGUUUUUGUUUUGUUUUGUUUUGUUUUGUUUUGUUUUGUUUUGUUUUGUUUUGUUUUGUUUUGUUUUGUUUUGUUUUGUUUUGUUUUGUUUUGACAUGAGUGUUUCUCACUCCAUUGACAGCUUUAUGGAUUGUAAGAAGUGAGUUUGACAUUUGAAAUGGAAUGUAAAUAAUAUUAAAAGAGAAAUGACUGUCAGAAUAUUUUCCGUAUAAGCGACAAUAUGAACGACCAAUGACAGUAAUUCUGUAAUCAUGCAGUGUGAAGGCCUCAGGCGGUUGAGAGGAGUCCGACCUCCGCACGUUCUUCUGUCUGCAGAGGAGUUUGCAGAUGCAGUGGAGUAUAUUCAGAGCAAAGAUAUCGGGAACCAUCAGUUCCAUGCCUGAGCACCGUGGUCCGCCCAGCUCUUCUCAAAGCUCACAACCACAAGUGAUGUGUUGGCCUCUCCACAUGACAACUUCCUGGUGUCGACUAAAAAGGAACCAGCAAACAGAGAAGUCUAUUUGAGAGUGAUUUACACUAUCGUCUACGCAGAUUACCAAAUAAGCGCCGUCAACCUUAAACUCAUGGCACCACUUUCUUUGGUGUCUUUUUGUGUGCACGGACGCUUAAGCUGCAUCGGACGUCUUUCCUGGCUGAAAUAAACCCAACAUGCGGGACUGACAGUCAGCAGGCCUGUGAGUGUAAACCUGAGGACGGGGAGCAUCUCCAUAGU
This is a messenger RNA of Synchiropus splendidus (mandarinfish), 2389 nucleotides long. It is a transcript of the gene selplg, whose product is annotated as selectin P ligand. The coding region runs from base 618 to 1592 and encodes 324 amino acids. The transcript has 2 exons. Gene Ontology annotation, cellular component: plasma membrane. The record is from RefSeq and is a predicted model, not a curated record. Gene Ontology annotation, biological process: leukocyte tethering or rolling; hemopoiesis. NCBI's taxonomy places the organism in Eukaryota, Metazoa, Chordata, Actinopteri, Syngnathiformes, Callionymidae.